Molecule: messenger RNA, 1195 nt
Organism: Moneuplotes crassus
Lineage: Eukaryota; Ciliophora; Spirotrichea; Euplotida; Euplotidae
Source: the annotation of a GenBank genome assembly
AAAGAAGCAUGUCUGUCAGAGCAAUCUAUCAUGAACAAAAGCAUAUAGGAGAGAAGAUUAAGAAGACUAAAACCCAAUUCAUCUUCAAAUUUGAGUUAGAUGGACUACAACACCAGAUAGAGUUCCUUGUGUCAAAAUUGACUGGAAAGAAAUAAGGUAAUUCAGGAUGGAGAAGUCGUCUUAGAACAACAAAAACUUGCCAAGAGCUUCCAAUUCCCUUUCAACAUAGGCAAACACAUGCUUAAUUUAAGUUAUGGCUUGAAAGGAGCAAAAUUGAGGAUUAACAAUGUUGCCUUUGAAGAUCUUUACCAAUCAAGAGGUUUUAAGGACACUCGGAUGCCAUCAGGUCACAGCAGACCUAAUGGAGGAAGACCAAAAGCAAGUACUACGUAUAACAGCAAGAAGAAGAUUACAGAUGGGUGGUCGGAUAUUCAAAGAGCCAAGGAUUCAGUCAAAUAUGAUGAUAUUCCAGAUCCAUAUGCGCAUGAUAAAAAAUUAAGCUCAGAAGAUAGAAAAUCAACAGAAGAUACUCAUAAAGAGAAGAAAAGCCUUAGAGAUAUAGGAAAAAGACAGAAAUCAUCUACUGUCAAGGAAAAGAAGAGUGAGGGAUUUGGGGAUGAAGCUGAUUUCAAUUGGGACCAAGAAGAUCAUAAAAAGCAAAGCUCGAAAAAUGAUGAUUUUGAUUUCGAUUUUGAGACAUCUUCUUCAUCAAAUCAAAAUAAAAAGUCAGAUGCAUUUGAUUUUGAUUCUUUUGGGCAAGAGUUGAGCAAGCCAGCUUCUUCAACAGAUCCAUUUGCAGAUAUGAAUCAACCAAAAUCUUCUGCGACAAGUGGACUUGAAGAUGUAAUUUUUGACCAGGAUCCUCAACCAAAACAAUCAGAGAGAGAUAUCUUCGGAAGUGAUUUCAAUCAACCUGCACCACCAACGAGCUCAUCUAACCCAUUUGAUGCCUUCACCACUCCAUCUGCACCUCAGCCUGCCAAACCUCAACCAGCAUACAACAAUUCAUUCCCUACUACUGCUCCUCCCACCUCUUUCGGAACUUCCCAAUCCACUUGGAACUCAAAUUUUACGAGUAACUUCUCAUCAGACCCCUUUUCAGAACCAGGAGCCUUCGAAUCCCAGCUUACAUCUGAUCCAAAUAAAAAUUUUGCUUCUCUAAAUCCCUUUGGAGACAAUGGAUUUGCAAAAUAAA